Fundulus heteroclitus (mummichog) is the source of this 4640-nucleotide messenger RNA. RefSeq names its product caveolae associated protein 2b (gene cavin2b). Lineage: Eukaryota; Metazoa; Chordata; Actinopteri; Cyprinodontiformes; Fundulidae. Gene Ontology annotation, cellular component: caveola; cytoplasm. The record is from RefSeq and is a predicted model, not a curated record. The transcript has 9 exons. Gene Ontology annotation, molecular function: protein kinase C binding. Bases 222 to 1562 code for a protein of 446 amino acids.
AGUGUCAGGCUGAACAGGGAAUUUAACCCUGUGAGCUGCAGCAGACGUAAAAGUUGUUGUUGUGGGGGGUUCUGGUCCAGGGCCCGGUUCUUCCUGUUGACCACAGAACUUCCUGUGGCUGAACGGCGUGACGCCAGCGGUGGCGUCGACGGCAGCUCCUCAGUCACUGCCAGCUGCAGCAGGGAAGGAGUUAAAGGGAAACUGCUCCUAACGCCGCCGACAUGGUGACUACCGAGUCCCACCAGAGCCAGGACCUGAUGGUCCCCGCCGAGGCUCAGGACCUGGACCUCAACCUGGACCUGCUGGCAGGGGAAGCCGCCUCACCCACCUCCCCUUCAGCGGUGUUCGACCCGGACAAGUUGGGCCAGGGUCCCGUCAACGCCAUCACGGUGCUGACGCUGCUGGACAAGCUGGUCAACAUGCUGGACGCUGUGCAGGACAACCAGCACAAGAUGGAGAACCACCAGGUCCAGAUGGAGGACGUGGUCAGAGGGAUCCAGGCGGACAUGACCAGGCUGUCCAAGAAUCACAGCCACACCUCCAACACCGUCAGCAAGCUGCUGGACAAGAGCCGCAAGCUGUCUGUGACCAUGAAGGAGGUGCGUGAGAGGAUGGAGCGUCAGGGCGCCCAGGUGAAGAAGCUGGAGGCGAACCACGCCCACCUGAUCAGCAGGAACAACUUCAAAGUGCUCAUCUUCCAGGAGGAAAACGAGAUCCCUACCUCUGUUUUCGUGAAGGACCCUCCACCGUUCCCCCGUGACGAGAUCCUGGAGGAGGGCGAUCAACCUAGCCCAGGCGUCAGCGAUGGGAAGCAGGAGGGGGGCUUCCAUACCAUCGACCUGUCGUCUGACGAAGACGUGGGCCUGGAGGCCGACAUGGAUGAAGAGGAGCCGUGGCCUCAGGACCUGGACACCAUGGACCAGUCCAGAGCAGACAAGCUGAAGAGGUCCAGCCUGAAGAAGGUGGAUAGUCUGAAGAAGGCCUUCUCCAGACAGAACAUUGAGAAGAAGAUGACCAAGUUGGGGACCAGGAUCGUCUCUGCAGAACAACGUGAGAAGAUCAAGCAGAGAACGGCCAGUCUGAAGGUGUCCCCGCUGUCCUUCGGCCCCAGGAAGCCCCGCAGCAGCUCAGACUCCCAGCCUCCAGAGGCCUCCGGCCACACCAGGGAGUCCCUCUCCUCCGAGACGGAGGUCCAGCUCUCCCCAUCCAGCGGCGCUGAGCAGGAGGUCCCCUUCACCGAGGUCCACGCCAGCCUGGCUCCUGCUGACCAGCAGGGGGACCUCAGGGAGGAAGUGGAGAAGGAGAUGAAGGCUGCCCAGGAAGUCUGGGAGGAGCUGAAGGAGGAAGAGGAGGAGGGGGUGGCUGAGGAGGUCAGGGAGGCGCUGAAGGAGGAAGAGGAGGGGGGGUCUGCCGUUGGGGAGGUCAGGGAGGCGCUGAAGGAGGGUUCCUUGGUGGUGGAGGCUGAGGUGUCGGUGGUCUCUGAGGGACUGAGUGAGGAGUAUGCUCUGUCCUCCACCCUCCCUCAGGAGACAGGAGCAGAGGAGAAGGAGGAGCAAUCCUAAUCUGACCAAUCAGAGAGUCCAGAGCUUCUUAAAGGAACGGUUCCCUCAUUCCCUGAAUCUCUGCGACUCCACCCUGAACCACGACCAAAAGGCCUUCUGCUUUAGUUCUGGCUCCUUUAAUCACCGUAGUUCACCCAACUCUCCCUAGAACCUCUCCCAAGGUUCUCCCAAGGUUCUCCCACCUUCUCCUCAGAUAGACCUCCAGCCUCCCAGAGAUCCAGACCACAGAAGGUUCUCCCACCUUCUCCUCAGAUAGACCUCCAGCCUCCCAGAGAUCCAGACCACAGAAGGUUCUCCCAAGGUUCUCCCACCUUCUCCUCUGAUAGACCUCCAGCCUCCCAGAGAUACAGACCACAGAAGGUUCUCCCAAGGUUCUCUCACCUUCUCCUCAGAUAGACCUCCAGCCUCCCAGAGAUCCAGACCACAGAAGGUUCUCCCAAAGUUCUCCCACCUUCUCCUCAGAUAGACCUCCAGCCUCCCAUAGAUCCAGACCACAGAAGGUUCUCCCAAAGUUCUCCCACCUUCUCCUCAGAUAGACCUCCAGCCUCCCAGAGAUCCAGACCACAGAAGGUUCUCCCAAGGUUCUCCCACCUUCUCCUCAGAUAGACCUCCAGCCUCCCAGAGAUCCAGACCACAGAAGGUUCUCCCAAAGUUCUCCCACCUUCUCCUCAGAUAGACCUCCAGCCUCCCAGAGAUCCAGACCACAGAAGGUUCUCCCAAUGUUCUCCUCAGAUAGACCUCCAGCCUCCCAGAGAUCCAGACCACAGAAGGUUCUCCCAAUGUUCUCCCACCUUCUCCUCAGAUAGACCUCCAGCCUCCCAGAGAUCCAGACCACGGUUAGAAAUGAGGGCAGAGAUGUUUGUCCCUUUAAGUUUGACGGUGUCUUGUUCUAGAUCAUGUUCCUCUAACGAAACCCAACUCAGAUAUCCUGAAGUUCAGACAUCCAGAACCCAUCGGGACCUCUGAAAGUUCUGGUGUUCUGAUGUUCUGUAGAGUCUCAGACUGGACAUGGAUUCUCACCUGAUGAUACGGUUCCUUUAAGGUUCUCAACAGUCUUCUGCUUUUCAUCAUUCAAUGUAACCUGAGAACCAUCAGGAAUGUUAGAACCGACCUGAUCAAGAACCUACGGGAACCAUGGCGGUUAUCCUGUGCUCAGGAACCCUCAGUGGGAACACAGAACCCUGAAAACAUCACAUUUCAGGUUCUGUAAAGAUCCAUCCAAAGAUUAGUGACGUCUUCCAGAUGUUCUGAUAGCACCUAAAGAUUUCACCAGCAAUAGGGUUCCUGAUUGUACUUUUUCUCAAGGGUUCUUUAAUGUUCACCUAUAACCUCAGGGGUUCUGCUUUCACAUUUUCUGAACAUCUUGAUGUUCCACAAAGAUCCCAACCAGGACCUUUUUAAAUGGUCCUUACAGCAGGUUGUUUAGUAGACAGAACAGCAGGUUCCACCAAGGUCUCCGUCAUUGUUCUCCAAUGUUACAGAAGGAACACCCUGCUUUGUCACCAAAGUUCCUCUGCAGUCCAUCCAAGGUUCUUCAUGUUCUGACAUUCCAAAGUACUUUCUCCACAUUCCCCAAAGCUCAUGGGAGGCUGAACUUCUAACCAAUGUUCCUGAACCGGAUGUUCUGCUGAUGUUCCUCUUGGCAGGACUCCAAUGUUUUCCUUGUGUUCCUCUCCCAGGGUUCAGCUGACGUUCUAUUCAUGGUACCAUCUAGUACCCUGACUCCAACGCUGCCUAACUCUAGUUUGAUGUUCUUUCAUCAGAACCUUUAAAUGUUCACGUUCCACCAAUGCACUGGCCCAGUCCUUGUUUUCCACACCUCCCCUAACGUUCCCCAGUGUUCUGUCUUAGAUUGAUAACGUUCCCCAGUGUUCUGUCUUAGGUAUAAAUAACGUUCCCUUGUGUUCUGUCUUAGGUAGAUAACGUUCCCCAGUGUUCUGUCUUAGAUUGAUAACGUUCCCCAGUGUUCUGUCUUAGGUAGAUAACGUUCCCCAGGAUUCUGUCUUAGGUAGAUAACGUUCCCCAGUGUUCUGUCUUAGACUGAUAACGUUCCCCAGUGUUCUGUCUUAGGUAGAUAACGUUCCCCAGGAUUCUGUCUUAGGUAGAUAACGUUCCCCAGUGUUCUGUCUUAGGUAGAUAAUGUUCCCCAGUGUUCUGUUUUAGAUUGAUAACGUUCCCCAGUGUUCUGUCUUAGGUAGAUAACGUUCCCCAGUGUUCUGUUUUAGGUAGAUAACGUUCCCCUGUGUUCUGUUUUAGGUAGAUAACGUUCCUCAGUGUUCUGUUUUAGGCUGAUAAUGUUCCCCAGUGUUUUGUUUUAGAUUGAUAACGUUCCCCAGUGUUCUGUCUUAGAUUGAUAACGUUCCCCAGUGUUCUGUCUUAGGUAGAUAACGUUCCCCAGUGUUCUGUCUUAGGUAGAUAACGUUCCUCAGUGUUCUGUUUUAGGCUGAUAAUGUUCCCCAGUGUUUUGUUUUAGAUUGAUAACGUUCCCCAGUGUUCUGUCUUAGAUUGAUAACGUUCCCCAGUGUUCUGUCUUAGGUAGAUAACGUUCCUCAGUGUUCUGUUUUAGGCUGAUAAUGUUCCCCAGUGUUUUGUUUUAGAUUGAUAACGUUCCCCAGUGUUCUGUCUUAGAUUGAUAACGUUCCCCAGUGUUCUGUCUUAGGUAGAUAACGUUCUAGUGUUUAUAACGUUCCCCAGUGGAGAUCCACGCACCAGUAUUUAAUGGUUUUGUCUAAUACUGUCACAUUGUUGGCAUGCACAGCAGUAUCCAACGUUCUCCUGAUGUUCUCCUGAGGUUCUCCUGAGGUUCUGGCCGUCUUUUUCAAAAGCUAAAGGUUAAACAGGCCGUAAAAGAACAUUUCUGUGGACGUGCUGGUCUCUAGAACCCUGAGGAUGAGCUGGCUGGCUGUUCUCAGAGCGGAGAACCUUUGAGAUGACGAGCAUCCGUCUGAUCUGCAUAAGUUGAUUAAUUUCUGAUGUUCUUGUCACAGUGAAACCUUGUUCUGCCAAAGAUAAUGUUCCUCUAUGUCUCGCCGCUGGUGUUGACCAAUCACCUGCAUUUAAUAAAGUUCCACACACACA